AUCCCCCCUAUAUAAACACCACAUACAUGCAAAACUCUUCAUUUCAUUUCAAAUUUCAACACACACAGUUUCACAUUCAUCACUAUAUCUCAGCAGAAAAGAUAAUACAAGAAACCAGACAUGGCAAAUGUUGUUAGAGAUCCUCGUCCUGUGGUCAGAAAAUUCCUGGCUAGACCUCAACAUGAAGGCGUCGGUGCUACUGUCAGAAGAAGCAUUGGAAGGUUUGAGCUGAAAUAUUUUGACCCUUUUCUUGUACUCGAUGAAUUCUCAGUUUCUGCUCCUGCUGGAUUUCCUGAUCAUCCACACAGAGGAUUUGAGACAGUCACCUACAUGCUUCAGGGAGCAGUGAGACAUGAAGACUUUGAGGGGCACAGUGGCACCAUAGAGGCCGGUGACUUGCAGUGGAUGACUGCAGGAAGAGGGAUUGUCCACUCAGAAAUGCCUGCUUCUGAGGGUACUCAAAAGGGCUUGCAGUUGUGGAUUAACCUCUCCUCCAAAUAUAAAAUGAUUGAGCCAAGGUAUCAAGAAAUGAACAGCAGGGACAUAGCGGAAGCAUCAAAAGAUGGGGUAAGAGUCCGAGUCAUAGCUGGAGAGGCGCUGGGAAUCAAGUCACCAAUAUACACCAGGACCCCUACCAUGUUCUUAGACUUCACUCUCAAGCCCGGGUCGCAGAUUCGGCAACCCAUACCCGAAUCAUGGAACGCAUUCAUUUAUGUGUUAGAGGGGGAUGGCAUAUUUGGGACUGCACGAUCUUCGGCUGUAUCAGCCCACCACCUUGUUCUUCUUGGCUCAGGCGAUGGGGUGGAGGCCUGGAACAGAUCCUCGAAACCACUCAGGUUUAUUCUGGUGGGAGGUGAACCGUUGGGUGAGCCAGUGGUCCAGUAUGGUCCGUUUGUAAUGAACAGCCAAGAACAGAUUGAUCAGACCAUUGAGGACUAUGAGAACUGUGCGAAUGGAUUCGAGAAAGCAAGACACUGGAGAUCUGAGUCCAAUGUUGUCUUUGGAUAUUAGUUUAUAUGUAACUCAAUUGUAUUUUAAUAUCAUUAUUAUUUCAUAUAUGUUUUGUUAGCGCUCAUUGAAAUAAAUAUUUUUCUUUUUUUGUCUUUUUUCACAAAAUGGAA
Messenger RNA from Sesamum indicum (sesame), 1121 nucleotides. RefSeq names its product RmlC-like cupins superfamily protein. The record is from RefSeq and is a predicted model, not a curated record. NCBI's taxonomy places the organism in Eukaryota, Viridiplantae, Streptophyta, Magnoliopsida, Lamiales, Pedaliaceae.